GACGAUUAAAAUUCACAGAGUAUAUUAUAUUUUUUCAUUCAAUUAGCAAUUUCAUUCUGUUUUGACAUGUUUCUUUACAACCUAAAAAAACUUCACAUACCUAAUCGUUUUCUUUAGUACAUAUUGUAAAGUAUUUUUGUGUUGAUUUGUUAUUACUAUAAUGGCUGAGGCUCAUGUUGGUUUUUUGUGUAAUAUUGCAUCGACAUUAUCUAAAGAUAACAGUUCACAUAAUUUGCUUAGAAGUUAUUAUUUAAUGCGAUGUAGAACAAUAACACAUGGGUAUGGACUUCCUCAAAAGCAGUUUUCCCAUACAGCAAGAUGCCCCCGAUGUUGUCUUGAAAGAUCUGCAAAAGAUGACAUAAAAGUGAGACCGAUCAAACUUAGUAAAAGACAAAAGAAAAGAAUAAAAUCUGCAAAGUCCACAACAACUAAACAAAAGAGAAUAGAGAGAAGGAAAGCGCUACUUUGUAGUAAUGAAUUAGAACAAAUUUGCUCAUUCUGCAAAAACAAAACAAAAACACCAAUUUUGAAACCUAAGAAAGAAUCAUUAAAAAGAAAAUAUCAGCAAUCAGAAAGUAAUGAACCAGUAACAAAGAAAGCAAAAUUAAACCCAAAUGAAACAGUCAAAAAUCUUCAAAAAGCAAAUACAAAAACUAAACCACAAAUAAAUCUUUAUACAAGUGCAUUUGAUAUUUUUGCUCUAAACAACAAGAAGAAUAUUUUACCAAAUACUGUAAAGCAAGCGCCUAAAGUUAUUAAAAAUAAUAAAAAGAAAAAGGAUAAGUUUGCUGGAUUGUGUAAGCAAGCAGUACUAGCUUCAGCUAAGUUGAAAGAUAACAAACAGAAGACUGGAGACAAUAAGUUAAAUUUAUUUUUGAAACCUUCAUCAUAAGUUGUUUAAAUUCAAUUCUAAGUUAUACUAAUUAUUGUAUUAUUGUCAUAGUAUAAACUAGUGUAUUUACUAUAGAAAAUAUUACAAAUGUAGCAACAAAAUAAGGAAAUUAAAUAUAUUUUUUAAAUAUAUGUGUAUAUUUAACAUCUCUU
Molecule: messenger RNA, 1044 nt
Organism: Manduca sexta (tobacco hornworm)
Lineage: Eukaryota; Metazoa; Arthropoda; Insecta; Lepidoptera; Sphingidae
Exons: 4
Coding region: 161-892 (243 amino acids)
Source: RefSeq, a predicted model, not a curated record